AGUGCCGUAGUGGUCUGCUCAUCGAUACACAGAGUCACACAGGGGCAGGACGGGCGGCAGGCUGUACACGGCAGGCUCCAGCAGGCCACACCAUGUCUAGGCCAGUACACGUGCGACCCCUGAGUGCUUCUGCGGGGGAGUGACCUCAGUGACCUGCCGGGGGGGGCGUGGCAUGGAAAUGUUGCGGCGGACCAAUAGAUCUGAUGUGGUUGACCUGUUCAGAGGAAGUACCCCAUCACCACCACCACCACCACCACUACCACCACCACCACCACUACUACUACAGCUUAUCACCACCACCUCCACCACCACCACAGGCAUUGUAUAGAUGGUGUGUGCUAAGUUGACCUCCACCACCACCACCCACCACCACCAGGCUUCUUCAUCACCACUACCCUUCUAAGUAUUCAGGGUGGUGGUGCUGCUUCCUGGUGGUGGAAAUGGUGAUGACAAACAGACACACUUACCAGGCUGUCCCCCUAGUCGUCUUUGAGCCAGAUGAUGACUCAGGCGGCGUCGGGAGUGACGCAAAUCCCCGGAGUGUCGCCAACGGGGCGCUACACCACGCUCGUGCCGCUCAUCUGCAUCCUCGUGGUGUCGGCCAUCAAGGAGAUUGCCGAGGACAUUAAGCGCCACCGUGCGGAUGAUGAGCUGAAUAAGAGGGAGAUCGAGGUGCUGAAGGAUGGGCAGUGGCAGUGGAUCAAAUGGAGGCACAUACAGGUGGGCGACAUCGUCAAGGUGCGCAACAACAAGUUCUUCCCGGCCGACCUGGUACUCCUCGCCUCCAGCGAGCCACAAGCGCUGUGCUACGUGGAGACAGCCAACCUGGACGGGGAGACUAACCUCAAGAUCCGCCAAGGCCUGCCACAGACGGCCCACCUUCUGGAGGCACGCGACCUCAUGAACCUGUCUGGCAAGGUGGAGUGUGAGGCCCCCAACCGCUUCCUCUACCAGUUCACCGGCAACCUCAAGGAGACCAGCCGACCGACCGUGCCGCUGUGCCCUGACCAGGUGUUGCUGCGUGGGGCCAAGCUGCAGAACACCACCUGGGUCUUCGGGCUCGUCAUCUACACCGGCCACGAGACUAAGCUCAUGAAGAACUCUGCUACCUCAGCACCUCUCAAACGCUCCACCGUGGACAAGCAGACAAACAACCUGAUCAUCCUGCUGUUCUUCCUGCUAAUCGUCCUCUGCCUCAUCAUGGCCGUGUGUAACUCACAGUGGCCGGCAGCCCUACACUGGUACCUCUCCCUCGAUGAUCCCAGCAUGUUCAUCUUUGGGAUCAACUUCAUCACGUUUAUCAUCCUCUUCAACAACCUGAUCCCCAUCUCGCUGCAGGUGACCCUCGAGGUGGUCAGGUUCAUACAGGCUGGCUUCAUCAACAAUGACGUCAACAUGCUGUACGAGGAGAACAACGUCUGGGCCAUGGCGAGGACCUCCAACCUGAAUGAGGAGCUGGGCAUGAUCAAGUACGUUCUCUCAGACAAGACCGGCACUCUCACCUGCAACAUCAUGGAGUUCAAGAGGUGCAGCGUCGGCGGGAAUGUCUACAGCAUGACCGACGGGAGUGUCCAGGAGCUAAUAGUGCUGGUGGAGAGUGGGGGGCCGGGCUCAGAGAUGGCUCGGCAGUUCCUCACCAUGCUGGCCGUGUGUCAUACCGUCAUUCCCGACCGAGACGAGGCCUCGCCAGAGAGUGGAAUCAAGUACCAUGCUGCCUCCCCUGACGAGAGAGCGCUGGUGGAGGGAGCACAGGAACUGGGCUUCGUGUUUGAGACCCGCACGCCGGAGUAUGUCGUAGUGGACGUGCUGGGGACAAAGGAACGCUACGAGGUGCUUAACGUGCUGGAGUUCACCUCGCAGCGCAAACGUAUGAGUGUCAUUGUGAGGACGCCGCAGGGCCAGAUCAAACUGUACUGCAAGGGUGCCGACACGGUAAUCUAUGAGCGCCUCGGGGACAGUCAGCAGUUCAGGGAUGUCAUCGUGAGGCACCUUGAGGACUUUGCAGGAGAGGGGCUGAGGACUCUGUGUUAUGCUGUGGCCGACAUAUCCCCUGACUUUUAUGAGGAGUGGAAGAACACCUACUUCAAGGCCAGCACAGCGCUACAGUUCCGCGAGAGGAAGCUGGAGGACGCGGCGCAGCUCAUCGAGAACAACCUGACCCUGCUUGGAGCCACUGCCAUUGAGGACAAGCUUCAGGACGAGGUUCCCGAGACCAUAGCGGCCCUCCUGAAGGCUGGCAUUCACGUGUGGGUGCUGACGGGGGACAAACAGGAGACAGCCAUCAACAUCGGACACUCCUGCCAUCUGCUGAACCAAGGGAUGCCGCUCAUCAUCCUCAACACAGACUCCCUUGAUGAGACUCGGGACACCAUUAACCGUCACGUGGUCGAGUUCGGGGAGCAGCUGAAGAGGGAGAACGAGGCGGCGCUGAUCAUAGACGGCAAGACCCUGAUCUACGCCCUCACGCCAGACCUCCGCAAGGACUUCCUCGACCUCUGUGUGUCCUGCAAGAGUGUCAUCUGCUGCAGAGUGUCCCCGAGUCAGAAGGCAGAGGUGGUGGAGCUCCUUACAAGAGAGACGGGCUCGGUGACGCUGGCCAUCGGGGACGGCGCCAAUGACGUGGCCAUGAUCCAGAAGGCCAAUGUGGGUGUGGGCAUCGCCGGCCUUGAGGGGCUCCAGGCUGCCUGCGCCUCAGACUACGCCAUUGGCCAGUUUCGGUUUCUGGCGCGGUUGCUGUUCGUCCAUGGGGCGUGGAACUACAGCCGCCUGUGUAAAGUAAUCUUGUACAGCUUCUACAAGAACAUCUGUCUGUACGUCAUUGAGCUGUGGUGGGCGGCAAUGUCCGGCUGGUCAGGACAAGUGCUGUUUGAGCGCUGGAGCAUCGCCAUGUACAAUGUGCUGUUCACUGCCGCCCCGCCGCUGGUCAUGGGUAUCUUUGACCGCUCCUGCAGUGCUGAGACGCGCAUGAAGUAUCCAGAGCUGUACCGAGAGUCCCAGAGUGGCUCACAUUUUAACUGGAAGGUGUUCUUGUGGUGGGUGUGGCUGGCGCUGGUCCACUCUGUCCUGGUGUUCGUGCUGCCGUACUUCAGCAUGACACAGGACGUGGCGUGGGGGCAUGGCAUGGUCGGGGGCUACCUGAUGACGGGCAACAUGGUCUACACUUACGUUGUGAUCACUGUCUGCCUCAAAGCCGGCCUGGAGACGGAUGCGUGGACGUGGGUGACUCACCUCGCCAUCUGGGGGUCCAUCUCCUCCUGGUUCAUCUUCCUCCUCGUGUACUCCAACUUCUGGCCCGUGUUCCCUAUGGCCCCUGACAUGGCCGGGAUCUAUCUGCAGGUGUACUCGUCCCCUGUGUUCUGGUUCGGCGUCAUCCUCAUCCCUCUGUCCUGUCUGCUGCUGGAUGUCACGGUCAAGACGAUGCAAAACUCGGUGUGCAAGAGCCUGACAGAGCAAGUGCGGGAGAGUGAGAUAAGCAACAAGGACGUAUCCAAAGUCCUAGACACCAAGCAAAGGCUGAGUGAGACGGCUCGGCUCCUCAAGAAUGUGUUCCGCCGCACCACCACCACCCGCGUCAAUCUGGAAGUAGAGCUAGCCCAUGGCUACGCCUUCUCGCAAGAGGAACACGGGGUUAUGGGCCAGUCUGAGGUGAUUCGCUACUACGACACCACGCAGCCCAAGCCCGGCGGCAUGUAAGCGGGGACAGAGCUGCCGCACACCACCUGAAUCACCUCUGGGCCUCACCACGGUGUAGACGAGUGUAAGAGUGUAGCACGUGCAGCCUCACCCCAGCACCAGGAGCCCUUGUUUCGUGUAGCCUCUUUCCACGGCGUCUGUCAUUGGUCCCACAGUUUAUGACUCUAAAAUGUGUGUGUGUGACUGUAUUGCAUGUCUUGAGUUUUGAGUCGAGGGUACGUCAAUUAUGUCCGCCAGUUUGUAUGCGACGCUCUAUCUAGUACUCUAUCGGGAAUGAAACUACUCAAGGAAAGGGAAGUGAAGUAUUGUCAUUGUGAAUGUUUAUGAAUCUUCGUUGUGACAUUAGUUAAUUUCUACUCCUCAACUGAGUAUACAUUCCAGAGUAGUUUUGUUCCUUUCUUCCGUUCCAGUAACUGAUAAAAAAAACUCACUAUUACAACAGCAGGCUUAAUUUUUUUUUCUCAAGUGCAAAUGAAUUCUUCGGAAAAAUUGACACUUGGGAGAAACAAGUAAUGUGACUAUUAUUAUUAUUUGUGAUUACCAAAGACUUAAUGAUGCAACUGCUACUUCAUGCUGUCACUAUAAGCAGGUUAGAGAUAAGGGAUCGAAGCUGUUGUGAUAGUCUGAACGCUGAUUUUGUUAGUCACUGGAGUGGGUGUAGUCGGAAGGUUGAUACGAAUUGGCGAGCACACCCCAUGUUGGAAAGAGACAUUUUUUUGCCAUAAAUUUCAUCAAAAUCACAGGAAUGGGGUGUUAUCGGAAUGGUUUACACAAAGUGACGAACACACCCCACGUCAGGAUAUUUUUUAGCUGUGAACUGCUGGUGAAAUAACAUGCUAACAACUGCUGAAAGAAAACAAAACACUAGCAGAGAAAGAAAACAAAACACUAGCAGAGAAAGAAAACAAAACACUAGCAGAGAAAGAAAACAAAACACUAGCAGAGAAAGAAAACAAAACACUAGCAGAGAAAGAAAACAAAACACUAGCAGAGAAAGAAAACAAAACACUAGCAGAGAAAGAAAACAGAACACUAGCAGAACAAAAA
Messenger RNA from Eriocheir sinensis (Chinese mitten crab), 4740 nucleotides. It is a transcript of the gene ATP8A, whose product is annotated as phospholipid-transporting ATPase IA-like. The coding region runs from base 499 to 3693 and encodes 1064 amino acids. NCBI's taxonomy places the organism in Eukaryota, Metazoa, Arthropoda, Malacostraca, Decapoda, Varunidae. Gene Ontology annotation, cellular component: plasma membrane. The record is from RefSeq and is a predicted model, not a curated record. The transcript is spliced from 24 exons. Gene Ontology annotation, biological process: phospholipid translocation. Gene Ontology annotation, molecular function: magnesium ion binding; ATPase-coupled intramembrane lipid carrier activity; ATP hydrolysis activity.